CCGGCCGCGCGCCAGCCGUCUGGCCUCACACCCAUCUUCACCCAGGGGCCUGGCGUGUCAGGCCGGUCAAGUGGGAGGAAGAGCACAACCACGAAGAGCAAGAGUGUAGGCAUGACACCCGGCGGAUCGAACGGUCUAAAUACCCCGCUCAAGAUGAGAUCAGGCGAUAGAAGUACAGCGAUCAGUCCUGCAUUGAAGCCUAUUCUCCCUGGAGGUCUUUCGGCGGAGGCGGUGCAACAUCUUUCCCUCAAAUCCAACUACCAAAAUAUCCUCGAGGGCCGCGCCUCAGACCUGGGCAUCACACUGGGCAGCGACGGUCACGGAGGGAUGGAGGUACGCAAGACAUCACACAAGGCUGCAGAGCAGAAGCGGCGGGAUAGUCUCAAAGCUGGAUUUGACGAUCUACGCUUGUUACUUCCCCCCAUUACGAUCGAUCCUGAGGAAGGGGGGGAGCAUAUUCCUGGUACGGCACCGCCUAGAGGACCAGCAAGGAACGUACCCCCAGGCGGCGAAGAUCACCCGAAUCGCGGGGUGUCCAAGCUCGCCCUGCUCAGACAUUCUAACGAAUACAUCGUCAAGCUCUCAAAACGGAUCGAACGGCGGGACGCGGUUCUAAC
This is a messenger RNA of Dacryopinax primogenitus, 617 nucleotides long. RefSeq lists its product as uncharacterized. Gene Ontology annotation, molecular function: protein dimerization activity; DNA-binding transcription factor activity, RNA polymerase II-specific; RNA polymerase II cis-regulatory region sequence-specific DNA binding. The transcript has 2 exons. The record is from RefSeq and is a predicted model, not a curated record. Lineage: Eukaryota; Fungi; Basidiomycota; Dacrymycetes; Dacrymycetales; Dacrymycetaceae. Gene Ontology annotation, biological process: regulation of transcription by RNA polymerase II. The annotation marks the transcript as partial.